CGCAUUCCCGUAAGAAUUUAUCGACCGGUCAAAGUGAAGUAAAUUCCGUUUAGUAGCUUCUCAAAAGAUUUCCGGUCAAUAGCUUUUUAAAAAAAGCUGGCCUUCUUACUUGCGCAAUGAAUCCUUUUUCAUGGCCGCGUGGAGGUGGUGGUCUGUGUCUGUCUUAGUAUAACUUCGUCCCCACUUCCUCCUCCGCCGCCAUGGCCGCCGCCGUGCAGCGUGCUUCUGCUCUUGAAGAAUCGAUCAAUGGCUUCUCACAGUCCUCCCAUUCUCAUUUGCAACUGCAGCUCUCCGAAUCGCUCGCAACCACAGCUCCUACCUCUUCUCAAAAUCCGGGACAGUACCCAUCUUCCAUGGAACAAGAUUAUGAAUCGAUUUGUUGGGGUUGUGGAUUGCGACUUAUUCUUCCAUCAAAGGCACCAGUUUUUAAGUGUGGUUGGUGUGGGGCGGUAACCAAGCAAAAUGAAAGCAGAGGUGAACGCAAAAAAUUGCGGUGGAGACGCUUACGCGAUCAUUGCUUUGUUUCUGUCCUCCUUGUAUUUGUGGUAUUUGUUAUAUGUGGUGGUUUGUGGGCAAUAUACCCAGUUGUGUUUUCAGUGGGCUACCUUUGCGGCGUGAUCCACUGUAUAAUUACUUUCAUAUUGUCUGUGAGUACUGUUUCUAUGUUCAGCCUGGCAGCUUUCACUGAUGCCGGCACACCACCGCCAAUUGUGUGGGGUAGUUAUCCAGCUGUGAGGAAAGAUGAAUUACAGGACUAUACUUUUUGCCAGUACUGCUCCAAGCCAAAAUCACCAAGAGCUCACCAUUGCAGUUCAUGUGGAUCGUGUGUGUUGGAUAUGGAUCAUCACUGCCCAUUUAUUGGAAACUGUGUUGGUGCAGGAAACCAUCGUCAUUUCGUUGGCUUCCUAAUUGUAGCUGUUAUUAGUGUAACAUACGCUGCUAUCAUGUCUGCAUAUGCAGUACUUCAUAUAUUACCAUCGUUGGGCGAGGGAUCUUUUCAGCAGAUGCAUAGAAUGGACAAUAACAUUGCAUUCAUGGGCAUCCUGAAGGACAUAUUUAUGGCAUUCGUGACUUCUGCUGUGUUCUUUUCGUCAAGAGGACUGGUUCUUCUUUAUCUAUUUGUAGCUAGUAUAUCAGUGGGGAUAGGCUUAACUGUGCUUUUGUGGCAACAACUUUAUUUCAUCUACGAAGGAACAACAUAUCUAACUAGCUUAAGUUCACAGGCUGAGGCAGAACGGGACUGCAGAAACCUGUACCAUUUUUUUGGGUUCCCGUAUUCGUUUUCCCUAUAUUUGCGUGGUUGUUGUAAUUCUAAGAAAAUUCACAGAAAAUAGUGAUUUCCCCCCAAAAUUCACCCCACUGAAGGGUUUGGCGAGUACAUUCGCCAUGUAUGAUUUUUGCUUAGGAAACAACAUUUGUGUUAUUGCAGGGUUAAGGUAAGGCAGUGUUCAUCUGAUCUCUCCUUACCUCGCCCAGGUGGGAGCUUCUUUAAAGGCAUUGGGGCAAUAUUGUUAAUAAUGUAGUUAAAUUGUUGUGGUAAUGUCGUUGGUUAUUCUUGUUGUACAUUAGAAGUUCAUAGAAGAACUCAAUUUUCUUCUUCUUCUGAUAAAUAGAAGAACACAUUAACACCAAA
This is a messenger RNA of Spinacia oleracea (spinach), 1633 nucleotides long. Its product is annotated as protein S-acyltransferase 11. Gene Ontology annotation, molecular function: palmitoyltransferase activity. The transcript has 5 exons. The record is from RefSeq and is a predicted model, not a curated record. Lineage: Eukaryota; Viridiplantae; Streptophyta; Magnoliopsida; Caryophyllales; Amaranthaceae. Bases 201 to 1334 code for a protein of 377 amino acids.